UUUAAUGUUUACAGAAUGAAGAGGAACAAUUUAUCUGUUGGGAAUAAAGUUGUCCAGUCUUCACCAGCAGUGAAACAGCCUAAACUUGGGUUCUACUCUUCUCUCAACCAGACUCAUACAUACACUGUCCUUCUAGACUGGGGGAGUUUGCCUCACUACGUAGUGUUACGCAUUUUUCAGUAUCUUCCUUUAAUGGAUCGGGCCCGGGCAUCUUCUGUAUGUAGGAGAUGGAAUGAAGUUUUUCAUAUUCCUGACCUUUGGAGAAAGUUUGAGUUUGAACUGAACAAGUCAGCUACUUCAUAUUUUAACUCCACUCAUCCUGAUCUCAUUCAGCAGAUCAUUAAAAAGCAUGCUGCCCAUCUCCAGUAUGUCAGCUUUAAGGUUGAUAGUAGUACUGAAUCAGCAGAAGCUGCCUGUGACAUACUUUCUCAGCUGGUAAAUUGUUCUAUACAGACUUUGGGCUUGAUUUCAACGGCCAAGCCAAGUUUUAUGAAUGUGUCAAAGUCUCAUUUUGUGUCAGCACUUACAGUUGUUUUUGUCAACUCAAAAUCAUUAUCAUCAAUCAAAAUUGAAGACACGCCAGUGGAUGAUCCUUCUUUGAAGAUUCUUGUGGCCAAUAAUAGUGAUACUCUAAGACGCCUCAAAAUGAGUAGCUGUCCUCAUGUUUCAUCUGAUGGAAUCCUUUGUGUAGCUGACCAUUGUCAAGGUCUUAGAGAACUGGCAUUAAAUUAUUACAUGCUAAGUGAUGAACUUCUCCUGGCACUUUCAAGUGAGACCCAUGUUAACCUUGAGCAUCUUCGAAUAGAUGUUGUGAGUGAAAAUCCUGGACAAAUCAAAUUUCUUUCUAUUAAAAAACAAAGUUGGGAUGUACUCAUUAAACACUCCCCUGGAGUUAAUGUUGUUAUGUACUUCUUUUUAUAUGAAGAGGAAUUGGAGACGUUCUUCAAAGAAGAAACCCCUGUUACUCACCUUUAUUUUGGUCGUUCCAUAAGCAAAGCAGUUCUAGGACGGAUAGGUUUUAACUGUCCACGAUUAAUAGAGUUAGUAGUAUGUGCUAAUGGUCUUCAGGCUCUUGAUAAUGAACUUAUUUGUAUUGCUGAACACUGUAAAAACUUAACAGCCUUGGGCCUCAGUCAAUGUGAAGUUAGCUGCAGUGCAUUCAUUGAGUUUGUAAGACUAUGUGGGAGAAGGCUAACCCAGCUCUCUAUCAUGGAGGAAGUUUUGAUCCCUGAUGAUGAUUAUAGCCUAGAUGAAAUUCAUGCUGAAGUCUCCAAAUACCUGGGAAGAGUAUGGUUCCCUGAUGUCAUGCCUCUCUGGUAAUUGAUUACCAAAGAUUCUUAACUUUUUUUUUAAUCUAUAAGAUUAGCUUCUUUCUGUCUCUGCAAAUGUACAUUUUAAGAUGCAUUGCUGAAAUGUCUUAGGUAAAAUAUUUUAUUGUUUGCAAACUGUCUUAAUGGAUUACAGCAGAAACAUUUGAGAAAAUAAGAGAAAUUUGAAAAGACAGAAACCAUAUAUAGGGCACAGACACUGUAUUGUGUAUUAGAUAGUUGAUAGAAACAGUUGGUUUCUAGAUAAGUUCCUCAGCCUUCCUUGAAGGUAUAUUUUGGCUUGCUAAAUAAAUUUAUAAUAUUGAGCUCUGGAUCCCUUA
Messenger RNA from Orcinus orca (killer whale), 1648 nucleotides. RefSeq names its product F-box and leucine rich repeat protein 21 (gene FBXL21P). The transcript has 4 exons. Gene Ontology annotation, biological process: G2/M transition of mitotic cell cycle; regulation of cell cycle; entrainment of circadian clock by photoperiod. Gene Ontology annotation, cellular component: nucleus; SCF ubiquitin ligase complex; cytosol. Gene Ontology annotation, molecular function: protein binding. Lineage: Eukaryota; Metazoa; Chordata; Mammalia; Artiodactyla; Delphinidae. Bases 16 to 1320 code for a protein of 434 amino acids. The record is from RefSeq and is a predicted model, not a curated record.